AUGAGCUAUCUUCUCUGGAAGUAUUUCUACGAUGACGAAAUCGAACGGUUUCGAAAACUCCUGGCAAAUGCGAGCCAUGGACCGCAGUAUACAUCGAAAAGCUAUGGUGGAGGGACGGGGGGACAUAGCUUGGGAAGCAUGACAGGAAGCCCGGGUACUGGCGCAUUUUCGACCUCUCCUCGAGUAGUGAAGAAUAGGAAAGUCUCAGGGAAUACUGGGAAUAUUGGCCAAAAGGGGGCGAAUCAAACCGUUCUCAACCGGUCGGACAUUAAUAGCAGAGACUAUGCAGGCGUGCCCCUCCUCUGCCGAAUAGCAUCAUCCAAGUCAGAGAGCGCAACAGAUUUUGGCAUGGCACUGAUUGAACAUCCUGCUAUCGACUUAUAUGCUCAGGAUAUAGAGAGUGGUUGGACAGCUCUGCAUCGAGCCCUAUACUUUGGGAACAUUGCGCUUGCCCGGGCUAUAAUCGAGAAAGAUAGUCGGAGCCCGGGUGGCUUGGAAGGGCCCAUUCAAAGAGCGUCGAUGUCAGUAAUCAAAGUCAAAGACCGUGAGGGAAACAGCCCUUUUGAUGUGUACAAUGCGACAAUCGCCCGACGAAGCCUGAAACGGAGGAUAGAUCUACCAGAGUCAGACGAUAGCUCUCAGGGAGAGGAAGAAACUAUAGCCCCCGGACCUGAUGAUGAAGAUAGUCAUCCCAAGGCGGCUAUUGAUGGUGAUGAAAUUUUUGCCUGGGGAAGUAGCAAAAAUUACAAUCUCGGGUUCGGGGAUGAAGAUGAUCGCCAAUACCCCGAAAAAGUCCAUCUGAAACGACCUGACCAUUUGCUCUUCAGAUUCUUCCGGGAGUAUUUGGAGUCUAUCAAAGAGACCGAUGAGGCUCUCUAUACUCACUUGUCCCAGAUAAACCCAAAAGCUGUCUCUGAUCUGCCUACUCUCGUGUCGAGUCGACCCAUCAUUGUGCAGGAUGUGGUACUUUCAAAGCUUCAUAGUGCUAUUCUUACUAGCGAUCCAGAGAGCAACCUCUUCAUGUGUGGUUUUGGUCCCGGAGGAAGACUGGGGACGGGUGAUGAGGUAACACGGUUCUCGUACGUCUGUGUAGAGGGAGGUCUAUCUGGAAGGAAGAUUGUCCAGGUUGCUCUGGGGCAUAGCCACUCUUUGGCCGUCGAUUCUCAGGGCGACAUCUUCUCCUGGGGACAAAAUCAUUACGGCGUGCUUGGAUAUUCCUUGCCACGGACGACGCUGAAGGAUGAUGACCCUAUCUGCUCCACCCCACGCCAGAUUUUUGGCCCUCUUAAAAGGGAGACUAUUAUUGGUGUAGCUGCUUCAGCCAUCCAUUCGGUCGCCCAUACUUCCACAUCAUUGUUUACAUGGGGUCGGAACGAAGGUCAACUUGGAUUGAUGGACUCGGACUCACGCAGCCUCGAAGUGCAAUCUGUACCUCGGAAGGUUGCGGCAUCACUAUUCAAGGCGCCAAUAAAGAUGGUAGCUGCAAUUAACCGAGCUACGAUUGUGUUGCUUGAGAACCACACCGUUUGCGUCUUCACUAAUUACGGAUACAAUAUCGUCAAACUGCCGGCAAACGAAGGAUUCCGGAAUUAUCACUUGCAAACGACUGCUCUCACGACACGAUAUGACGCACCCUCUAGCAGUAUUACGAAUAUCACCGCCGCUGGCGACACCAUAGCUGCUUAUUCAACACAAAGUUUGUUCACGAUAAAUGUGAGGCAGAUCGAUACAGGCUCCACAACCAGCACAACGAAUCCUUCCAAGAUCAAGGAUUCGUUAACCCUUCCACAGAGGGUAUGGUCCUUACGCAAAGGUCAUUGGGACGGUAUCAAAUCGGCCUCGGUUACUGAAAAUGGCUCAGUUAUUAUCUGCACUCAAGCAGGGGUGGUGUGGCGCCGUGUAAAGCGUACGAAGGUAAAGGAUGCUUUUGCAAGCGCCGGAAGCUUUCAUAGCAAAGAUUUCAAGUUUCAACGAGUCCCGGGUCUCACAAAAGUCGCAGCUGUACGCAGCACAGCUUAUGGUGUAUACGCUGCGAUUCGCAAAGAUUGCGAUGUCACGAAGACUCAGAUUGGUGUUGACGAGCAGGGUUUGUGGGAGGAUAUCCAGUCCCUUCUUUGUCUGCGCGACUUCCAAGCUUCCAAUCUGCCACAGGAGAGCAGUACUGAGUCACUACGGGUACCGGGCCAAGUGCAACCGGAAGUCUUGCCUAGGUCCUUGAAAGCUGGUGUACUGGGAUCCACGGACCUCGAGACAGAUAUUAGUCGCCAUUUACUUGGAGUGGAGGAUGACUAUGAUGCCGAGAUCACUAGUACCACAUCUGAGGUCCAAAUACCGGUGCACGGCUUCAUGCUAGGCAGAAGCUCAGUUUUGAGGAGCGCUCUUAGUGAGUUUCGGCACACUGGAGCAGCACAUAUCCCAGAUCUCCUCACCAUCACGAGUGAGACGACAAGCAACGGAGCUCGGAUGCGGGUUACUUUUCAAGGCCUAGACUUCUUCACCAUCCUUAACCUGGCCAUCUACUUGUACACUGAUACGGUGGUGGAUGUUUGGCACUUCACCCGACGCUCGCCCCAAAUGGCCUUCAGAUUUAGACAAGUGCGUGUUGAGCUUAUGAAAACUGCUGCAAAUCUUCAACUAGCAAAGCUAGAGUCGGCAGUACGCCUUAUGACCACGUCAGACCGGCGGAUGGACGUCGACAUGAAACUCGCACUUCAGGAUCCUUCGUUCUUCGAAGACGCAGAUGUCAUCAUUGAGCUAGAUGGAUCUGAAAUGGCUGCCCAUAGUGCCUUAUUAUGUCAACGGUGCCCGUUUUUUGAGGGGCUAUUUCAUGGCCGCGCUGCCGGUCAAUGGCUUGCCGGUAGACGCGACGACGACCCAGAGGCUAUCCGGAUUGACUUGAAGCAUGUCCAUCCUGAGGCAUUUCGGCUCGUAUUAUUAUACCUUUAUGCCGACGUUGGAGUGGGGCUCUUUGAUGAUGUAGUUGCUGCUGAUAUUGAUGAGUUCUCGGACCUUGUUAUGGACGUUCUAGCGGUGAGCAACGAACUUAUGCUCGACCGGCUAUCGCAAACAUGCCAGGAGGUUCUUGGUCGUUUUGGUGAGUCGGCAAAUACUUUUCAUCUUAAACUCAGUCCUAUUCCAAUUCAGUGUGUCAUCCUGUCCCCUAUUGGAGUGUUGAUGGGAAGCUCCUGGGGACAUAGCGAGAAUUGCUCAUUCGCGCAAUCUAGAGAUAAACCAGCUAACUUUUCGGCAGUCAACAUCCGUAAUGUCUGUCAUCUUUUGAACGCUGUUGCGCCAUGCUCUGUCACGGAAUUCAAGAAUUCAGCCCUCGAAUAUGUUUGUCUGCAAUUGGAGUCAAUGCUGGAAAAUCAUUGGUUAAAUGACCUAGAUGAGGGGCUCGUUCUAGAGUUAGAGAGCCUCGUUCGGGCAAAUCAAUUGGCAUGCCUCCCUUUCGUCAAAAGUGGAAGAGCCGAGCUCCUUUUACAUGAGCGCCAUCCUAGCCUAGCAGGGGACAUUGAUGAAGAACGGCAACGAAGAAAUCGUGAUAUGGCAUUCCGAGCGAAGCUAAAGAGUGAUGACAGCCGGUUUUCUUCACCGUUCCGAGUGCGUAUUGGAACACCUGACGACGCUACCACUGGGUCGCCUAGCGAAGAGAAGGCCAGGGGUAAACCAAGACGUGCUCAAAACGAACCCUUCAGCCCGACCCUCAGACCGAAGAACUCGGCUUUGGAUUUGAUGUUUGAUAUGGAAGAUGACGGGUCAUUACCGUUGGCGAGCUCUAAGCAUGCCACUCCAACCACGAAAGGAGACAGCGCCAACCUUUGGGAAGAUACUGAGCCUAGCUAUGAUGGCGAUGCCGGCCGGUCACUGCCCCAUACUCCCGCAUCGCCAGGUCUACAAGCUUUCAAGACGAAUGAGAGGGAUGUCACUCCAACUAAGAUUUGGUCGUCGCCGGCGCUUCCAUCCGCAAAGCUUGAUAUGCGCGACAUUAUGGCCCAGGCGUCUUCAGGCCGUGGCUCAAAUCUCUCCAUGAAUCUAUCAUUACAGAAAGCUCGAGAGGAGAAAAUCAGCCAGGCAGGAUUGUCGAAACCAUCGCAGAAGGAACGCAAAAAGCAGCAACAAAGAGCACUAGAGGAAGCUGCUUCUCAUCCUCAGAUAACCCUAGACAAGGCCGACGGAAAGCCGGCGUCGCCUUGGCUGGUAGCUCCGGUGGGACCAAAGACGUCUUUGAAAGAUGUUCUUGAGGACUCCAAGUCAUCACUCCCAACACAUGCGCCGAAGUCUUUGGAAUCUCCAGCGGCCACCCGCCCAUUGUCAGUUCGACGGGCUGCAUCACCAGAUACACGGUUUGCAGGCCAGUCGAGGAAUGUUAGCUCUGGUAGUGCUACAAAGCCAUCCCGUCCUUCUGCCCAUCCUUCUGGUUCGCGAGUCCCAUCUGGAUCCUCAUCCAAGUCGAACCCUAUUGCUCCUCACUCGACGGCUCACACCUCGCCGGCCACCAGAGCCGAGCCUUCGUUGCAGCUAUCGAUGGCGGAUAUUAUUGGUCAACAAAGGAGAGAACAGGAAGUCAUUAAAGAAGCCGUCGCCAAGAGAAGUCUGCAGGAAAUACAAGAAGAACAGGCCUUCCAGGAGUGGUGGGACCAGGAAAGCAGGAGGGCUCAACAACAGGAGGCUGCAAGGACGAAAGCCGUGGCGGCUGGAUCUGGAUCCGGAUCUGGAAGGGGUGGUAAAAGUAGUAGCGGACGCGGAAAGAGUGGUGGACGGGGAAGAGGGGGGAAGGGCAGAGGCGGAGGCGAUGCCUCGCCGGGACGCGGCCGCGGAGGAUAA
Molecule: messenger RNA, 4824 nt
Organism: Venustampulla echinocandica
Lineage: Eukaryota; Fungi; Ascomycota; Leotiomycetes; Helotiales; Pleuroascaceae
Product: RCC1 protein
Exons: 2
Coding region: 1-4824 (1607 amino acids)
Molecular function (GO): protein binding
Source: RefSeq, a predicted model, not a curated record